AUUUUGGACUGGAUGCUGCUUUAGGAGCAGAUGUCUGCGAGGGCCUCGCGUGCGCCCGAGGAGAGGAGAGCGCGCGCUCUUCAUUUCGUGCAUUUCGUGCACCGCACUGCUGGACGAACGAUGGCGAAGCAGUCAGCGCAAACGUGCGCUGAUCCUCCUCUUUUCCCAUGCAGCACGCUGCUCAUGAUGCCGUUGUUGUGUAGGUGGGCAGGGACGGCGCUGUGCUAGGAAACCCUUCUGCCCUGACUACGGCUGCAGCCUCCCUCAUCCUCCCCGCUCCGAGCAGCGCAUCCCGGCGACAUGGUGCAACUCCCGGCGCUCACGCACUACUGGCCCCUCAUCCGAUUCCUUGUUCCGCUGGCGAUUACCAACAUAGCCAUCGACCUCGGCGAACAGGCUUUGAACAGAGGGAUUGCGACUGUCAGAGAGGAUGCAGUGGAGAUGCUGGCCAGUUAUGGUCUGGCCUAUUCCCUCAUGAAGUUCUUCACAGGGCCCAUGAGUGACUUCAAGAACGUGGGCUUGGUGUUCGUCAACAGCAAGCGUGACCGGACGAAAGCAGUCCUGUGCAUGGUCGCUGCGGGAACUGUGGCCAUCAUUUUUCAUACUCUGAUAGCCUACACAGACUUGGGUUACUACAUCAUUAACAAACUGCACCAUGUGGACGAGUCUGUGGGCAACCGGACACGCAAGGCCUUUCUCUACCUAGCUGCCUUCCCCCUGCUGGACGCCAUGGCUUGGACCCAUGCUGGAAUCCUACUAAAACACAAACACAGCUUCUUAGUUGGCUGUGCAUCUAUUUCUGAUGUCGUAGCCCAGAUUGUGUUUGUGGCUAUCCUGUUGCACAGUCACCUGGAGUGUGUAGAGCCCAUGCUAAUUCCCACACUGUCUCUGUACAUGGGAGCUCUGGUGCGCUUUACCAUCGUUGGCAUGGGUUACUACCGCCAUAUUCAUGACAACAUCCCUGACUCCAGUGGUCCUGAGGUGGGGGGUGAUGCCACUAUUAAAAAGAUGCUGAGUUUCUGGUGGCCCCUAGCCCUCAUCCUGGCCACCCAGAGAAUCAGCAGACCCAUCGUAAACCUCUUUGUGUCCCGUGACCUGAAAGGAAGUACUGCUGCUACUGAGGCAGUUGCGGUUUUAACAGCCACAUAUCCAGUAGGUCACAUGCCGUACGGUUGGCUUACUGAGCUGCGUGCCGUCUACCCUGCAUUUGACAAGAAUAAUCCGAGCAACAAGCUGAAUAGUGCUGGUACAACCAAGUCCCACAUCAAGCGUUUCACCUUCGUCUGUCUGGCCCUGUCCAUUACACUCUGCUUUGUGGUCUUCUGGACACCACAUAUGUCCGAGGGGAUCCUUGUGGGCAUCAUCGGCGUGGACCAGGCCUUUGCCGAACUCUGUGUUGCCCCACUGCGAAUUUUCUCUUUCUUCCCCAUUCCAGUGACUGUGCGUGCUCACCUGACCGGUUGGCUGAUGACGCUGAAGAAGACGUUUGUCCUGGCGCCCAGCUCUGUUCUGCGCAUCAUUGUCCUCAUCACCAGCUUGCUGGUGCUGCCGUACAUGGGGGUGCACGGUGCCACUCUCGGGGUUGGGUCUCUGCUGGCUGGCUUCCUGGGAGAGUCUACCAUGGUUGCGAUUGCAGCUUGUUAUGUCUAUCGGAAACAGAAGAAGAAGGAGUGUCUUGGAGAGGAGGCUGCCGAAGGUGAGGACUCUGCCCCCAUGAACGAGGUCCGAUCCAGAGGUCCGAUGGACGACAUGGUGGAACUAAGAGAGGACGAUGAGGAAGACGAGUGAGCAGAGCGAUGAAGACACUCUUAAGUUGCAUGGGAAGUCCGCAACAAUCACAUGGGAAUUCUUACACGUGCAACUCUGCCAAUUAAAAAAAAUAAAUUAAAUUGUGUUCUUAA
This is a messenger RNA of Electrophorus electricus (electric eel), 1901 nucleotides long. RefSeq names its product ANKH inorganic pyrophosphate transport regulator b (gene ankhb). The record is from RefSeq and is a predicted model, not a curated record. NCBI's taxonomy places the organism in Eukaryota, Metazoa, Chordata, Actinopteri, Gymnotiformes, Gymnotidae. Gene Ontology annotation, biological process: phosphate ion transmembrane transport. Gene Ontology annotation, molecular function: phosphate transmembrane transporter activity. Gene Ontology annotation, cellular component: plasma membrane.